AAACACUCGACAGCCCGACCGCACCCAUCGUCUGUGCCCGCUCGAUAGACAUCGCUCCCGCUAUACCCGCAGCACGACAUCCGGCGCCAUGUGGGACGACGAGGACAACAAUCCGUACGGCUCGUUUGCCCGCCACGACUCCAAUUCCAACGAGGUGCCUGGCCUGGCGUCGCCCGGAGCUUUGCCGUAUCGGCCCGCGACCCCGCCCUCGGAAGCAUCCUCCCCCGCACAGGAAUCGCCAGAGUACAUUCCGGGCCGCGACCUGACCGACAUCAACUACGACGACCGCGAGAACGACGACGAAGAGGAGGCUGGCGGAGAGCGCAUUGCGCCCAAGAGAGGCGGCUAUGACAGCCGGGCGGAGCAAUGGCUGUACGAGAAUCCCGACUCGCCCAUUCUGAUCACAUACGCGGGGAAGAACGUGGAAGGCGGCGGCAACUGGAUCACAUAUACCAUCGCUACUGGGGGCAUGGAAGUGCGGCGCAGAUACUCGGAAUUCGCUUCGUUGCGCGCAACGCUGGUCAAUCUACACCCCACCCUCAUCAUACCACCCAUACCCGAAAAGCACACCAUGGCAGACUACGCCGCGAAGCCCACACGCGCGAAAGAGGACGCAGGCAUAAUCGAGCUAAGGAAACGCAUGCUGGCUGUGUUUCUCAAUCGUUGUAGGAGAAUGAAGGAGGUCCUCGAGGAUGGCGUCUUCUGGAGAUUCCUCGAUCCCCACACCAGUUGGAAUGAGGUCCUCCAUGCGCCGCCCGUCUCGAACAUCCCCAAGCAGAUCCUCAAAGCACCCCCGCUCGACACUGCGAACCCCUCACAAGCCCACAACUAUCUCCCCGUGCCUUCCUCGUCCGCGAAGCUGAAGGCUGCCGGCUCCACUUCCUCAUCUGGAACGCCAAACGCUCCUCCGGAUCAUGCAGUACAACCCUCGGUAGCCGCGCAUAGCACAUCAGGCCCGCAAGUAUUUGGCAAAUUCCCGCCAGAAUCAAAGAGCAUGACCGAGGAACAGCUGGACCCAUACUUUGUAAACUUCGAGACGUCAUCGAAAGAGCUGGAGAACCUCCUACAAGGCAGUAUGGAGAAAGUCAACAGACGCACAUUGUCGCAUCUGUCAGCCCUGGGAGAAGACCUGGCUGAGUUGGGCGCCCGCUUCAACGCCUUCUCCCUAUCCGAACAAUCACAAUCCCUCGCCGGCGCCAUAGAGAAGACUGGCCAGGCAGUGGACUCCACCUACAUCGCCACCGCGGAGCUCUCCUCGUCCCUCAGCGCCAGCUUCGCCGAACCCAUGCGCGAAAGUGCUCAGUUCGCCGGCGUCGUCCGCAGCGUACUCCGCUACCGCGUGCUCAAGCGUAUACAAGAAGAAAUGACAAAAGACGAACUACAGAAGAAGCGGGCUCUCCUCGAAUCCUUGGAACACAGCGAAGCCGAAGCCAAGCGAUUAGAACAGCACCUCAGCGGCGCAGGCUACCCGCAGCCCGCCCGCAGCCGCGCCACCUCAAACAGCUCGCAGCGCAGCAGUGGGCACGACAGGCGACCCGAGGAGGACACCGCAUCCAUCGACUCCGACUUUCCACCCACCCACGCCGACGUGCCCUCGAGCUCGCAGGGCAGCCCCGAAGCGAGCACCAUGGGGUCGAGCAGCCCCCACAAGAAAAGCCCGAGUGGGAAUUUUGUCACGAAUAAGCUGUUUGGGCCGAUUACGCAUGCGUUUAGGGGGAUGGCGGAUGUGGACCCGGAGAGGACGCGGAGGGAUCAGAUUGGGAAGACGAGGGAGAACCUGCAUCAGCUUGAACAGGCGGUUGUCGUCGCGGAAAAGGAUACCAGGGACGCGAGUGCAGGUGUGCUGAAGGAUCUAAGGCGAUUCCAGGCGGAGAAGGAGAAUGACCUGAGGCGGUACAUGAUCGAAUUCGCGCAAUGCCACAUCGACUGGGCCAAACGCAACCAGGCUGCGUGGGAAGAAGCAAAGGCCGAAGUCAGCACCAUCCAGCCGCACACGGCGCAGGACGAAUAGAAGAGUCUUCGUGAGGGCCAGGGGGAAAAAGAUACUAAUGACUCGACGAGCAGCGUGUCCGUAUGUACUAGACAGACAGGAAGAAGUAAUGCUUGUUCAAAUGCACAUAACCGCCAGAACGCAAAUGCAAUCGAACACACUCU
Molecule: messenger RNA, 2154 nt
Organism: Paraphaeosphaeria sporulosa
Lineage: Eukaryota; Fungi; Ascomycota; Dothideomycetes; Pleosporales; Didymosphaeriaceae
Exons: 6
Coding region: 89-2011 (640 amino acids)
Biological process (GO): retrograde transport, endosome to Golgi
Molecular function (GO): phosphatidylinositol binding
Source: RefSeq, a predicted model, not a curated record